UGAAAGUUAUAGAUUAACAAAGACAAAAGUUUUUUUUGAAUCUCACAAGAAUCAGACCUUUUCCACACAGUCCCUUUAGCCGCCAUUUUCCAAAGAAAGAUUUCUCGCCCACCAACUGUUUGAUGGAAAAAACGGUGGGUCCCAGCAAGUGGACCCUACUGAAAAAAUGCAAGUGCACAAACAGAGCUCCAACUCAAUCCAAAGACGAAGACUUUCUUAGCACCUCUUUCAUUCUCAUCCCAAGGGAUUGAUUGAUUAAUCAAGAUCCCAUUUUUUUCUGAAUCUUGAUUAGUGCCGAUUCUUGGGGAACCUGUCUUUAUCUUAUUGGGGGUUUUAUUUCUUAUUAUAUCCGUGUAUAAUUAUUGGCUUUCUGUUGGUGUAUUCACUCAUUUGGCCUUUCUUCUUGCUGCUUCUAAAGAUGUGUAAUGUCUCCUCAUUGGCUCCCACAAGAUUACAAUCUUUUCCCCUCACCCAUUUCUUGAGAAUUCUUGAUGUGGGCUUUACUUGCCUAUUUUGCAGUUGAUUUUCCUUUUCCUUUCACUGGAUUUCUCACCUAAUAGUUGACUUUCAGAUGAAAAAAGUAGUCUUUUCCCCCUCUUGAAUCUUAAUCUUGGAUUCUUGUUAAUUUGCCCUGUCUUCUUCAUAGAGCUGGGAUUGAAGAAAAUAGGUGUGGUGUUAUGUUAGGGUCUGGGAUGAAUCUGAUCACCACAAUUAUUGGGUUUGGAAUGAGUGCAACUUUCAUUGUUUUUGUCUGCACUAGACUCAUCUGCGGGCGGCUCCGCCGCAUGGAGGCGCAGCAAAUGUUGGAGAUUGAUUCAAGAAACGAUCUUGAGCUGCCAGAGCAUCGGAUUAAUGGCCUCGAAGCAGUAGUAGUUGCAGCAAUCCCUACCAUGAAGUUCAACCGCGAAGCAUUCAGCUCGAUGGAAAACACACAAUGCAGCAUUUGCUUGUCAGAGUACCAAGAGAAGGAAGUGUUGAGAAUUAUGCCAAAAUGUGGGCAUAGUUUCCAUCUAUGCUGCAUUGAUAUAUGGCUUAGGAAGCAGUCUACCUGCCCAGUAUGUCGCCUCUCGGUGCAGGAAUCCAUCGAGGCCGCCCCUCCGACCACGCCUCAAUCCUCCGAGCAUUCGCAGCAGUGGCUGCUCCCACGUCGCGAGGCUGCAGCUUCCAUGGAAGCAUCCUCUAGAUCCACAUAGAAAAUGAGUUUUCUUCUUCUUCUUCUUUUGGUUUAUGAUUCUGAUAAAUUGGAAUUGUAGAUUUGUAGGCUGUGUAUUUAUAUAAGCCUCUUGCUGUGCAAUAUCAGCAGAUUUGUUGCAUUUUACAUGGGGAAUUUGGUAUGUAAAUGAUUCAUUGAUUCAUGGAAUAUGUUAUCACAUACAUCACUCAA
Messenger RNA from Salvia miltiorrhiza (redroot sage), 1384 nucleotides. RefSeq names its product RING-H2 finger protein ATL67-like. The transcript is spliced from 3 exons. The record is from RefSeq and is a predicted model, not a curated record. Lineage: Eukaryota; Viridiplantae; Streptophyta; Magnoliopsida; Lamiales; Lamiaceae. Bases 678 to 1193 code for a protein of 171 amino acids.